This is a messenger RNA of Arabidopsis thaliana (thale cress), 3348 nucleotides long. Its product is annotated as ERD (early-responsive to dehydration stress) family protein. The transcript is spliced from 9 exons. Gene Ontology annotation, biological process: monoatomic ion transmembrane transport; monoatomic cation transmembrane transport. Bases 664 to 2979 code for a protein of 771 amino acids. Gene Ontology annotation, cellular component: membrane. NCBI's taxonomy places the organism in Eukaryota, Viridiplantae, Streptophyta, Magnoliopsida, Brassicales, Brassicaceae. The record is from RefSeq and is marked reviewed. Gene Ontology annotation, molecular function: calcium-activated cation channel activity.
UAAAAACCUCAGCUCGUCUUCGUUCUUCUUUUUCUUCCUUGCGACUGUACGAUCUCCUGAUCUCCUUCACCGCCUACUCUCUUAAAUCUUAACCCUUCGUCCGUAACUGCUUCUCUUGUCAGUUUCUAUAGCAACAUUAUCUCAAAUAGUUCUAUUGAUAAAUUUUAUAUCAAAAACCUUAAAAAGUUUCAUUGGUUUACAAAUUUUACCUUUUUUCGUUUGUGUGUUGCGUGUGUUACUAAAUCACUGAAGAGGGUAAAGAGAAAAACAAAACAAAAAGUUCUUAGCUUUGGAUGAAUCUGGAAGUGAUCCAAAACACUGGCUUAUUCCACUCCUCUUCUCUAGGGUUUCUCUCUAAUUCUGAACUUGCUUUCUCUGAAUCUCAUUAUUUCGGUGGAGUAAAUUUGGGGUUAGCUCACAUUUUAUGGUCUGAGUUGUUUUAUGUCUCUGUAAAAGAUUCGAACUUGUUUUUGGAAUUUAGAUUGUGUGGGGUUUUGUUCCUAAAGUUUUCACCUUUAUGGAUUUUUUCAUGUUCUGUAUAUAAUUAGCAGGGGUUUCACUUAGAUUCCAACUUGAAUCACUUCAAAGAUCACAAAGCUUCAAUUUUUAACAAAAUUUGGUUGCUUCUUUGUGUGAUUAACAGGUUGAAUUGUUAGUUAAUAGAUGGCGACACUUCAGGAUAUUGGUGUAUCAGCUGGGAUAAACAUUCUCAGUGCCUUUGUUUUCUUCAUAAUCUUUGCGGUUUUGAGGCUUCAGCCUUUCAAUGAUAGAGUUUACUUCUCAAAAUGGUAUCUCAAGGGGUUAAGAAGCAGCCCUGCUCGUGGUGGCGCCUUUGCGCAGAGGUUUGUGAACCUGGACUUCAGGUCUUAUAUGAAGUUCUUGAAUUGGAUGCCAGAGGCUCUGAAGAUGCCUGAGCCUGAGCUUAUUGAUCAUGCUGGUUUGGAUUCAGUUGUUUAUCUCCGGAUUUACUGGCUGGGGCUUAAGAUCUUUACUCCAAUAGCAGUGCUUGCUUGGGCAGUUCUUGUGCCAGUCAACUGGACUAAUAACACAUUGGAGAUGGCUAAGCAGUUAAGGAAUGUAACUUCGAGCGACAUUGACAAACUCUCUGUUUCAAAUAUUCCAGAGUAUUCAAUGAGGUUUUGGACUCAUAUAGUAAUGGCUUAUGCCUUUACCAUCUGGACUUGUUAUGUGCUGAUGAAAGAAUAUGAGACAAUUGCUAACAUGAGGCUCCAGUUUGUUGCAUCAGAAGCUCGUCGACCUGACCAGUUCACUGUCCUUGUUAGGAAUGUACCUCCGGACGCAGAUGAAUCUGUAAGUGAACUGGUAGAGCAUUUUUUCCUGGUCAAUCAUCCUGAUCACUACCUAACACAUCAGGUUGUAUGCAAUGCAAACAAGCUGGCCGAUUUGGUGAAAAAGAAGAAAAAGCUGCAGAAUUGGCUUGAUUACUACCAGCUCAAAUACGCUAGGAAUAACUCUCAGAGAAUUAUGGUGAAGCUUGGCUUUCUUGGGCUAUGGGGACAAAAAGUCGAUGCCAUUGAACAUUACAUUGCUGAAAUUGACAAAAUAUCAAAAGAGAUCAGUAAAGAAAGAGAGGAAGUGGUGAAUGAUCCUAAGGCCAUUAUGCCAGCAGCGUUUGUCUCCUUUAAAACACGAUGGGCUGCUGCGGUUUGUGCUCAGACUCAACAGACCCGAAACCCAACCCAAUGGCUGACCGAAUGGGCUCCAGAACCGCGUGAUGUGUUUUGGUCAAAUCUUGCUAUUCCAUAUGUUUCUCUGACAGUAAGGAGGUUGAUCAUGCAUGUUGCCUUCUUCUUCCUAACCUUCUUCUUCAUUGUCCCCAUCGCGUUUGUUCAAUCUCUUGCUACCAUUGAAGGGAUUGUGAAAGCUGCUCCGUUCUUGAAGUUUAUUGUAGAUGAUAAAUUCAUGAAAUCGGUGAUACAAGGUUUCCUUCCGGGUAUUGCACUGAAGCUUUUCCUCGCCUUUCUGCCAUCCAUUUUGAUGAUCAUGUCCAAAUUUGAAGGCUUCACAUCGAUCUCAUCUUUAGAGAGACGAGCAGCGUUUCGAUAUUACAUCUUCAACUUAGUGAACGUCUUUCUUGCUAGCGUUAUCGCUGGAGCUGCGUUUGAACAGCUUAACUCUUUCCUCAAUCAAUCCGCAAACCAAAUCCCCAAAACCAUUGGUGUGGCGAUACCGAUGAAAGCAACUUUCUUCAUCACGUAUAUAAUGGUUGAUGGUUGGGCAGGAGUUGCAGGAGAGAUUCUAAUGCUGAAACCAUUGAUUAUGUUCCAUCUCAAAAACGCCUUCUUGGUUAAGACUGAUAAAGACAGAGAGGAAGCAAUGGACCCGGGAAGCAUUGGUUUUAACACGGGUGAGCCUCGGAUACAGCUCUACUUUCUUCUCGGUCUUGUCUACGCUCCUGUGACACCGAUGCUUCUUCCUUUUAUCUUGGUCUUCUUCGCCCUUGCUUACAUUGUAUAUCGCCACCAAAUCAUUAACGUAUACAAUCAAGAAUACGAGAGUGCUGCAGCGUUUUGGCCAGACGUUCAUGGACGAGUCAUAGCAGCAUUGGUAAUAUCACAGUUGCUUCUGAUGGGUCUAUUGGGAACAAAGCACGCUGCAUUAGCUGCACCGUUUCUCAUUGCUUUGCCUGUGCUUACCAUUGGUUUCCACCACUUCUGCAAAGGUCGUUAUGAGCCAGCUUUCAUCAGAUACCCUUUACAGGAAGCUAUGAUGAAAGAUACAUUAGAAACCGCAAGAGAACCAAACCUGAACCUUAAAGGCUACUUGCAAAAUGCUUACGUUCAUCCGGUUUUCAAAGGCGAUGAAGACGAUUAUGACAUUGAUGACAAGCUCGGGAAGUUUGAGGAUGAAGCCAUUAUUGUUCCCACCAAACGUCAGUCGAGGAGAAAUACUCCGGCUCCUAGCAUAAUCAGUGGGGACGAUUCGCCGUCUUUGCCCUUUAGUGGUAAACUAGUCUAAGAGAAGCUUCACUCAUGGUCAAAAGAAAGUAUAUAUACAUAUGCUACUUUCAAUGUAUACAGAGAGUAAGAGAAGCUACCAAAGUGAGAAAAUUUGACUAAGAUUUGUUGAUGUUGAUAUUUUAUAAGGUUUCUGGGUUGUGAAUGGUGAAUCCUAAAUUUCGGGGUCGUUUUAUAAGAAAUUGAUUUUAUUGUGGUUUUAAUCAUAAUUUUAGCUCAGUUGUCCUAACUCUAUGGUUCAAAUGUAUGAUUCAAAUUUGGUUUAGAUUUUUGGUUCGGUUAGUUAAUUUGGAUUUCAUUUGGAAACUGUGCUCCUAAGGCACCUAUAUCUUUUAUCUUUUCAGCAAUUAAAUAGCAAAGCCUAAUUAAG